AUGAAAUACCCGUUUCUUUCAAACUCCAACCCCUUUUCUUCACAUCAUUUGGCGACCUUAUUGCAAAAAUGCUUGCAAUCAAAAUCUUUAAGACCAUGCAAGCAAAUUCAUGCCAUCAUCUUAACCUCAGCCGUUGACAUCAACUCCUUUUCGCUACAUUCAAAGUUGGUGGGUGUUUAUGCAAGUUGUGGUUGUUUCACUUCUGCUCAUUCUAUGUUUCAAAUCACUCCAAACCUUAAUGUUUUUGCUUACAAUUGGAUGAUUUCUGCUUUGACAUUCAAUGGGUAUUUCGAAGAAGCUAUAGAUUACUUCUCUUUACUUCAAGAAUCAAGAAAUCUUGUUCCUAAUGGUUUUACUUUUUCGUUUCUACUCAAGUGUUGUGUCGGUUUGACGGAUUCAAACAAGGGUAAAGAGGUUCAUUGUGUGAUAAACAAGUUUGGGUUCCAGGUUGAUUCAUAUGUGGUUAAUGCCUUGAUCGAGAUGUAUUGUAAAUGUGGCUGUCUACGUUAUGCCCGCCAACUAUUCGAUAAAAUGUCGAAACCAGAUGUUGUUUCUUGGACAAACAUGAUUUCUGCGUAUUCUAGUGCUGGAAGGCUCCAAGAAUCACAAUUUCUGUUUGAUAGGAUGAAAUUAGGAGGAUUGGAACCUAAUGAGUUCACCUGGAAUGCAUUGAUAGCUGGGUAUGCUAGAAUCGGAGAUUGUGAUGGAGCAUUUACUUCGUUUUCAAGAAUGUGCGAAACUGGUUUGGUUCCUGAUGUUGUUACUUGGAACGCUAUGAUUUCUGGCUUCGUUCAAAGCCAACAGACCGUCAAAGCCGUGGAACUCUUCAGGUCCAUGUUGGUAGCCGGGGUCAAGCCCAACUCCAUUACCAUUACCGGGUUACUCUCAGCUUUCGGAUCCACGGGCUUAGUUGAUCACGGGAAAGAAAUCCACGGGCUAAUCUAUAGAACAAAUACAUACAUCAAUAUCUUUGUUUCUAGUGCACUUAUCGACAUGUACUCUAAGUGCGGGUGUGUCAAAAACGCAAGAAACGUAUUCGACGCCCUACCCUCCAAGAACGUUGCUUCAUGGAAUGCAAUGAUUGGAUGCUAUGGGAAACACGGGAUGGUUGAUUCCGCCAUCCAACUCUUAAAUACGAUGCAAGAACAAGGGAUACAGCCAAAUGAAGUGACUUUAACAUGUGUUCUUGCUUCUUGUAGCCAUAGUGGAUUGGUGAAGAAAGGUUUGGCGAUCUUUAGAUCGAUUAGGGAGAGUUAUGGGAUCGAGAUUAAAGACGAGCAUUAUGGUUGUGUCAUUGAUAUUCUUUGUCGCUCUGGUAAAAUGGAAACGGCGUAUGAUUUGGUGCGGGAAAUGGGUACGGAUUCGAUGGUCGGAGCUUUCUUCAAUGGGUGUGUGGUGUACAAUAGACCAGAUUUGGCUAAACAGAUGUUUGAAGAUGUACUGAAGAUGGAGUUAAAGAGACCAGGAGGGUUUGUUACCAUGGCAAAUAUUUAUGCCAAGGAAGGAGAAUGGGCAAAAGUUGACAAGGUAAGACAAAUCAUGCAACUGCAGGGUCUCCAAAAGCAACCUGGGGUCAGUUAUUCUUAAAAAUUCAACUAAACACUUACUUGGU
Molecule: messenger RNA, 1612 nt
Organism: Cynara cardunculus var. scolymus (artichoke)
Lineage: Eukaryota; Viridiplantae; Streptophyta; Magnoliopsida; Asterales; Asteraceae
Product: pentatricopeptide repeat-containing protein At5g59600-like
Exons: 1
Coding region: 1-1587 (528 amino acids)
Biological process (GO): RNA modification
Molecular function (GO): RNA binding; protein binding
Source: RefSeq, a predicted model, not a curated record